AAGCAGUGUUGGUCAGUCAAACAAACACUCUUAACAGUAUGGAUUUCUAAAGACUGCCCAGUCUGACAGAAACGUUUACGAGGUACAAAAGAACCAGCAGAGCACCAGUUGACAGAGAAUCGUUCAAAAGCAACACAUUAUCAGAGAUGAAAAGCUUCAGACUGUUAAUUUGACAAAAGUGGUACGAAUGAAUUGUUUCUGUUGAGGACCUUAGGAAAAUUAGUAAACAGAAGCAGAUGAGUAAUAACGAUGAUGAUACAUCACAAACAAGUGUGGCAAGAUUUCAAAUAAGACAUGAUUGUACUGGUCAUGGCCGCAUACCAACGAGGCAAUGAUAGAAUACUACUGAAAUAUAAAUAAAACUCAUUUGCAAAGCAUGCAGCCCACUUGUACAAUUGAGGUUUGUCCUGCGUCACCAAAACCGGAAGAACAUCAGAGGAAUGGAAAUACAGCUAAUUCAAACGAUAUAAAUGCAGCAGUAAAUCUCUUACAACCUUCUACAGCAAACCGUAAUAAUUUCCCUGAGCCGCGAAAUCCUGCUGUGGGUUCUGUUGACCCCUACACUGAAAUCAGAUUGUCUAACUCUUCGUUUAGCGUCUCGUCAAAUCAGCGACAAAAAUCAUCGAGAAUACGGUCGAACAGUAAGAAUGGUACUACAAGCACUGCCUUACUAAAGUCCACAAAACUCCCAACUUGGAGAACUCAUAAAUAUGGCAAAUACUGCUGGAAAAGUUGGAUCACCUUCGUUCACCUUGUUAUUGCUUUCAGAGCUAUAAUUGUACGUAUUGGAUUCAUAUGCUUCACGUGUACUGCUAUUGUGACUGUUGUGAAAGAGAAACAAGAUGCAAGAUUUUGGUUUUUAGCUCUGACAAUUAUACCUCUGUUGAUCGACCUAAUAAUAGCUAUCAAAUCAUACAUUUCUGGAAGGUCUGUGGCACCAAUAAUAUCUAAAUGGUUUUCGUUAUGCAACUUCACUUAUCUCCUUUGUGCGUGUCCACCAAUUUGGAUUAUUGAACUACACCAUAUGGACCAGGUGAACAAUGCUUCUGCCAUAUUCGAAUUGAUUUCAACUAAAAACCACACCCCAUUAUACACACCACCUGUGUGGAUUAACAAAAUUUCAAUGAUUUCACCUGAAAAUGAAAGUAUGAUGAUCAUGGGUGAGGGGAUUGAGGAGUAUAUUCACUCCGUAUAUUUGACAACCACAACAAGAGAACCUCAUGGAACAAAAAGAAUAGUUCGAGAUACAUCAAUACAUGAGCCUGUAUAUCAUUUCUUAGAUUUUGAAUAUCAACUUAUCAAUUUACAGGGUUGA
Molecule: messenger RNA, 1315 nt
Organism: Heterobilharzia americana
Lineage: Eukaryota; Metazoa; Platyhelminthes; Trematoda; Strigeidida; Schistosomatidae
Source: the annotation of a GenBank genome assembly